This is a messenger RNA of Myotis brandtii (Brandt's bat), 436 nucleotides long. Its product is annotated as death-associated protein 1. Gene Ontology annotation, biological process: apoptotic signaling pathway; negative regulation of autophagy; cellular response to amino acid starvation. The coding region runs from base 85 to 396 and encodes 103 amino acids. NCBI's taxonomy places the organism in Eukaryota, Metazoa, Chordata, Mammalia, Chiroptera, Vespertilionidae. The record is from RefSeq and is a predicted model, not a curated record. The transcript has a single exon. Gene Ontology annotation, molecular function: death domain binding.
CGCGCGCUGCCACCUGGCUCCGGCUCCUCCUGACCUACAACCCACCGCCACCUCUGCUGCCAUCCCAGCCGCUUCGGUCGCACCAUGUCUUCGCCUCCCGAGGAGAAGCAAGAGACAAAAGCUGGACACCCGCCCGCUGUGAAAGCUGGUGGAAUGCGAAUCGUGCAGAAACACCCGCAUUCUGGAGACACCAAAGAAGAGAAAGACAAGGAUGAGAAGGAGUGGGAGACCGAGCCCAGCCCGCCUAAACCCACCAUGUACAUCUCCUGUGUCAUCGCCCAGAGCGACACGGACUUCCCCCCCGCGGCCGCCCAGGUGGCUCACCAGAAGCCCCACGCCUCUAUGGACAAGUACCUGUCCCAUAGACCCCAGCACAUCCAGCAGCCUCGCAAGUGACCAUGAGGACCCAGCGCCCUCCCCUGCCAUGCCUGGUUCC